Messenger RNA from Cercocebus atys (sooty mangabey), 2782 nucleotides. It is a transcript of the gene PPIL2, whose product is annotated as peptidylprolyl isomerase (cyclophilin)-like 2. NCBI's taxonomy places the organism in Eukaryota, Metazoa, Chordata, Mammalia, Primates, Cercopithecidae. The record is from RefSeq and is a predicted model, not a curated record. The coding region runs from base 126 to 1715 and encodes 529 amino acids. Gene Ontology annotation, biological process: protein polyubiquitination; protein folding; protein peptidyl-prolyl isomerization. Gene Ontology annotation, cellular component: catalytic step 2 spliceosome. The transcript is spliced from 21 exons. Gene Ontology annotation, molecular function: peptidyl-prolyl cis-trans isomerase activity; ubiquitin-ubiquitin ligase activity.
GCGCCUGUUUCCGGGGCGAGCCGCGGAACCCGGAAGUGGUCACGAAACUCGGCCGUGGCUCCAUGGUCUGAGUGGUCAGCGGUUGCUUUUUCGUGCUAGGUAGUUGCCGCCGCCGCCGCGCCGCCAUGGGGAAGCGACAGCACCAGAAGGACAAGAUGUACAUUACUUGUGCUGAAUAUACUCACUUUUAUGGUGGCAAGAAGCCAGGUAAGGCUUGCGGUCUUUCUAUCUGCGACAAUCCACAAACAAAUUUUCGUCGUUUACCUUUUGACCACUGCAGUCUCUCUCUGCAGCCCUUCGUCUACCCAGUCUGUACUCCAGAUGGCGUCGUCUUUGAUUUGCUGAACAUUGUUCCGUGGCUUAAGAAGUACGGGACCAACCCUAGCAAUGGAGAGAAGCUGGACGGGAGGUCCCUGAUCAAGCUGAACUUUGCCAAGAACAGUGAGGGGAAGUACCACUGCCCGGUGCUGUUUACCGUAUUCACCAACAACACCCACAUCGUGGCUGUGAGGACGACCGGCAACGUCUACGCCUAUGAGGCAGUGGAACAGCUAAAUAUCAAAGCCAAGAACUUCCGGGACCUGCUGACUGAUGAGCCCUUCUCCCGGCAGGACAUUAUCACCCUCCAGGACCCCACCAAUUUGGACAAGUUCAAUGUUUCUAACUUCUAUCAUGUGAAGAAUAACAUGAAAAUAAUAGACCCAGAUGAAGAGAAGGCCAAACAGGACCCGUCUUACUAUCUGAAAAAUACAAAUGCCGAGACCCGAGAGACCCUGCAGGAGCUCUACAAGGAGUUCAAAGGGGAUGAGGUUCUGGCAGCCACCAUGAAGGCCCCAGAGAAGAAGAAAGUGGACAAGCUGAACGCUGCCCACUAUUCCACAGGGAAGGUCAGCGCUUCCUUCACCUCCACUGCGAUGGUCCCGGAGACCACACAUGAAGCAGCUGCCAUCGACGAGGAUGUGCUCCGCUACCAGUUUGUGAAGAAGAAGGGCUACGUGCGACUGCACACCAACAAGGGCGACCUCAACCUGGAGCUGCACUGCGACCUGACACCAAAAACCUGCGAAAACUUCAUCAGGCUUUGCAAGAAGCAUUAUUACAACGGCACCAUCUUCCACAGAUCCAUCCGGAACUUUGUGAUCCAAGGGGGUGACCCCACAGGCACAGGCAUGGGCGGGGAGUCGUACUGGGGGAAGCCCUUCAAAGAUGAGUUCCGGCCCAACCUCUCUCACACGGGCCGCGGCAUCCUCAGCAUGGCCAACUCAGGGCCCAACAGCAACAAAUCUCAAUUCUUCAUCACAUUUCGCUCCUGUGCCUACCUGGACAAGAAGCACACCAUCUUUGGACGGGUUGUUGGGGGCUUUGACGUACUGACAGCCAUGGAGAAUGUGGAGAGUGACCCCAAAACUGACCGCCCUAAGGAGGAGAUCCGCAUCGAUGCCACUACAGUGUUCGUGGACCCCUAUGAGGAGGCUGAUGCCCAGAUCGCCCAGGAGCGGAAGACACAGCUCGAGGCAGCCCCGGAGACCAAAGUGAAGAGCAGCCAGCCCGAGGCAGGGAGCCAGGGCCCCCAGACCUUCCGCCAGGGCGUGGGCAAGUACAUCAACCCAGCAGCCACGAAGCGAGCGGCAGAGGAAGAGCCCUCAACCAGCGCCACUGUCCCCAUGUCCAAGAAGAAACCCAGUCGGGGUUUUGGGGACUUCAGCUCCUGGUAGCAGCAGGCUGCCUGAUGACCGCUAGAGACACGUCUGCCCCUUAUCACCCUGCUGCACACCAGCGUCUGGCCCUUCAUCAUGCUAAGAACAAGAACUGCACCAUGGCUGGCUCCGCCUCUUCUCCAGCCCAUCCCUCUGCAGCCUGUCACCCGUCUGUGACUGUUGACCAGGCCCCUGGAGUGACUUUUGACGCCCUCAAUGCCUCCCGCCAGGCACUGUCCUCAGCGAGGUCUGGUCUAGCCCUGGCAGUAACUCACUUGUAAGAGGCUCAGACACCAAGCUGGGCCUGCACAGUAGGACACAGUGACUGCACAGGUGUCUACACACCCGUAGGUCUCUGAGCCAGCAUCCAGGGUACAGGUGUGGGUGGUGGGGGGUGGAGGCCUGACCAGGGAGGGAGAAGCAGGUUUGGAGAGGACCCUGUGGCCACCCUGGCUGGCCCUGACUGUAUUCUCUGGCUACAUUCAAAUCCCCCCAAUGGUGGGGGCAGAGAAGUGGGACCAGGCCGCCCUUGGCUCCAGAGCUGGAAGAACCUAAGACUGCCCUCUGCUCUCAGGGGUGCCACAGAGAGCCUGGGCUCAGCCUUCUGCAUCAGGACAUGGCCUCGUCCACUGAGCGCACAACUUAAACAUCUGACAUCAGAAGCUUUAUUUGUAAACCUCACACAGAUAAGGACCAAGGGCUGGCAGUGUGGCCAGAGGACAGGGGAAGUUGAAGGCCCCGUGCUUGAGCUUGGCAGUCCUGCUCCUUGCAGUGAAGCCGCCGUGGGUGACCGUCCAGCCUCACCCAGUGGCCUGCACAGUGAGGGAAGGGCUUCAGGGCCAUCUGCCCCUGGGGCAGGGGACAGGCCACCAAGGACCUUUGGCAAGUGAAGGUUUACAUUUCUGUAGUUUGUUUUAGAGCUUAAUUUGCAGGUUUUUAGCUAUUAAAACCACUUGAAUUUUUAAUAACCUGAUGAGGGCAUCAGGUAAAAGGAUUUUGGGAAGAUUCUUAUUUCUGAUUCUAAUAUCUGACAGAUGCCAUCAAGAAUAAGCAUUAAGGUAUAAAAAUACUGUGUGUGUAUAAAA